Molecule: messenger RNA, 1836 nt
Organism: Arthroderma uncinatum
Lineage: Eukaryota; Fungi; Ascomycota; Eurotiomycetes; Onygenales; Arthrodermataceae
Product: methionyl-tRNA synthetase
Exons: 2
Coding region: 1-1836 (611 amino acids)
Biological process (GO): methionyl-tRNA aminoacylation
Cellular component (GO): cytosol; aminoacyl-tRNA synthetase multienzyme complex
Molecular function (GO): ATP binding; methionine-tRNA ligase activity
Source: RefSeq, a predicted model, not a curated record
AUGGCUGACGGCCGUGGCACCGUUCUUCCCGUGCCUGGCAAGCGGAACAUCCUCAUCACCAGCGCUUUACCAUUUGUAAACAAUGUCCCACACCUUGGAAAUAUCAUAGGAUGCGUCCUUUCCGGGGAUGCCUUUGCGAGGUACUGUAGAGGACGUGGUAUCAACACUCUAUACGUUGGUGGGACGGAUGAGUACGGGACCACGGCAGAGGCGAAAGCCCUCUUGGAGAAGUGCACACCACAAGAGCUCUGUGACAGGUACCACGCAAUUCACGCGGGGAUAUAUGAAUGGUUUAAUAUCAGCUUCGACAUCUUUGGCCGCACUACGACUCAACUUCAGACAGACAUUACCCAAGACAUAUUUCUGAAGCUAGAGAAGAAUGGCUUUUUAGAGGAGCGCAUAACAACCCAGCUGUACUGUCAGGAGCAUCACUCAUUCCUGGCAGAUCGUUUCGUGGAAGGCGAGUGCCCAGUCUGCGGCUAUACCGAUGCUCGCGGCGACCAAUGCGACCUCUGCGGCCAACUCUUGGAGUCUCUGCAGCUCAAACAUCCUCGAUGCAAAAUUGACGGCUCCAAACCGAUCACCAGGGAUACAAAGCACAUUUUCUUGGAAUUAGACAAGUUACAACCUGAUACCGAAACUUUCUUUCGAGACUCCGCCGCCCGCGGUGCCUGGUCGAACAAUAGCACAGUCAUCACCUCAGCUUGGUUGAAAGAGGGAUUGAAGCCACGCAGUAUAACCAGAGAUAUUAAAUGGGGAACAGCGAUUCCACUGCCAGGAUACGAAGAUAAAGUCAUAUACUCAUGGUUUGAUGCUUGCAUCGGAUACGUAUCCAUCACUGCUCGGUACACUGACCAGUGGGAAAAGUGGUGGCGAAAUCCCGAAGACGUUCAGCUUUAUCAAUUCAUUGGUAAAGAUAACGUUGUCUUCCACUCUGUGAUAUUCCCUGCCUCUCAAAUUGGCACUGAGGAUACCUGGACGAAGCUCCAUCAUCUCUCCACGACAGAUUACCUUACCUACGAGGGCGGGAAAUUUUCUAAAUCUCGCGGCAUUGGUGUCUUUGGAGACUCGGCUCAAAAGACCGGGAUCCCUGCUGACAUUUGGCGCUGCUUCUUGCUUUCCCAUCGCCCAGAGGCCGGUGAUAGUGAAUUUACUUGGGACGCAUUUAUUAAUUGCAACAAUAAUCUGCUCCUUAAGAAUUUCGGCAACUUUAUCAGUCGUGUUCUGAAGUUUAUCAACUCUCGUCACUACAACAACAUUUUACCAGACUGGACUGAAUACCACGAAGACUCCUUUGACACUUUUAAAGAAGAGAUCAACAAGCUUCUCGCGCAGUAUAUCCAAGAAUUCGAUGCCGUCAAGAUUCGUCCCGCUUGGUCGACAGUCCUCCAGAUAUCUCAGCAGGGCAACGGCUUCCUACAGUUGAAUAAACUCGACAACAGUCUUGCCGAAAAUGAGCCGUCUAAAUGUGCGGCAGUUAUUGGCAUAGCCGCCAAUACUGUCCACCUUCUUUCAUCCAUCGUUGCCCCAUACAUGCCGGACAUAGCAAAGUCCAUCAACACACAACUUUGUACCGAUCCAAUUUCCAUCCCAGACCACUGGAAUGCAGAUUCUAUCAAGCCUGGUCAUAAAAUUGGCAAGUCUGAGCACUUAUUCAGUCGUAUCAACCCCGAAAAGGCAGAGGAGUGGCGAAAGGCGUAUGGCAGCGACGAGGUGAAAAGGGUCAAGGAGGAGGAGGUUGCAAUGAAAGCGAAGAGAAAGGCAGCUAUGAAGCCGGGGAAGACAGAGCAGACAGGGAAUGUUGACAAGGCAGAAGAUAUGGUGUCAGAGGCUUGA